AAGAGGGAUGAGCCGGGCGGCUAGGGACACCUGUGAAGCAAGGGCUGGCAGUCGCCGAGUGAAAGCAGCAGGCGGGGCAGCAAGUCCUCGGAGUCCAUCGGAUGCCCUCUUCCUUGGAGGCGAUGGUGAGCGGAGGGCCGGAGUUCGGGGAGAGGGGGGUGGGCUAUGAAGAGGGGCCCGACCUGCUUCAAGGGGUGAAGCCAGGACUCGUGGAAGCAGGAGCCCCCAACGGGGCUGUCCCGGACUCCCUGCCGGAGGUGCGCCUCACCUGGCGCCGCUGGGUCAUCGUCUUCCUCUUCAGCUCCUAUUCCUUCUGCAAUGCUUUCCAAUGGAUCCAGUACGGGAGCAUCAACCUCAUCUUUACCAAGUUCUACGACGUGUCCUCCUUUGCGAUCGACUGGCUCUCCAUGUGCUACAUGAUCGUCUACAUCCCGCUGCUUUUCCCUGUGGCCUGGCUCCUUGACAAGAAGGGUCUGCGCCUCAUUGCCCUGGCCGGCUCUGCUCUCAAUUGCCUGGGGGCCUGGGUGAAGAUCGGCAGCAUGAAACCCAACCUCUUCCCAGUCACUGUCCUGGGGCAGAUCAUCUGCUCGCUGGCUCAAGUCUUCAUCCUGGGCAUGCCCUCCCGCAUUGCUUCGGUCUGGUUUGGGCCCCGCGAGGUCUCCAGUGCCUGUUCAAUUGCUGUCUUUGGCAACCAGCUUGGCAUUGCAGUGGGUUUCCUCCUCCCUCCAAUUCUGGUUCCCAAUGUUCCUGGGAAGGAUGAACUGGCCCACCAUAUUGGCAUCAUGUUUUUUAUGACUGCAGCUGUGGCCACAGCACUCUUCAUCCUUGUUAUCUUUGUGUUCCAAGAAAAGCCUCCAUAUCCUCCAAGCCGGGCUCAGGCCUUGAUCCACUCAGCAGCACAUGAGGAGUAUUCCUAUCUUCAGUCUAUUAUCCGACUGUUUCGCAAUGUCAACUUUGUGCUGCUGAUAGUCACUUAUGGAUUGAACACAGGCUGCUUCUAUGCUAUCUCAACUUUGCUAACCCGCAUGGUGCUGAUGCAUUACCCGGGAGAGGAUCUGAAUGCUGGCAGAAUCGGUCUCACCAUUGUAGUAUCAGGCAUGUUUGGAGCUUUGAUCUCUGGCAUCUGGUUGGACAGAACCAAAACAUAUAAGCAGACCACACUUUUGGUUUAUAUCAUGUCAUUUGUGGGCAUGCUGGUUUACACUUUUACUCUGGACCUAAACCACAUCUGGGUGGUCUUUUUGACUGCAGGUGUUCUGGGUUUUUUCAUGACAGGGUACCUACCACUGGGGUUUGAGUUUGCAGCAGAAUUAACCUAUCCAGAAUCGGAAGGGACGUCAUCAGGCCUCCUUAAUGUAUCUGCACAGAUUUUUGGACUAAUUUUCACCAUUAGCGAAGGACAGAUCAUUGACAACUUUGGAACUCAAGCAGGAAACCUCUUCCUCUGUGUCUUUCUGUUCAUCGGCAUGGUUAUAACUGUUUUCAUCAAACCUGAUCUCCGGAGACAAAAGGCCGACCUGGAUAAUGAACAGACUAAGACAAUGGGCGAAGUACUUCAGAGCAGCUCUCUAUGAGGAAUCAAAAUACCACCCUCCUCUGUUCUCAACUGUACCACCCAUACCUCCAAUUAUAUCUGGCGUGACCCAGCAACCAAGGGCAAGCCUGGAAGCAGCUCAUGUUGUUGAUGAAAGAAAUACCCACGGUUUGAAUCGACCUCAUCUCAGACACCUUCUUUCCCUGGUGUUGCUCAGUAGAAGAGGGCUGAAGGCAGUGGUUGACAUCUCUUGGCAAUUGCAGCCGAAAUAUUGCCUCCAGUGUUGCUUCCAUCAUGUUCACUGUGGACUAAGAUCUGCCAUCUGUUCAUCCUUUUACAAGUCCAGUAGACCUGCAGGAUGGGAUAUGAAAUGGAUCCAGAGGACGAUCCUUGCUCCUUAGGGAGAACCAGAAAGCACUUGCUCUGUGAGCAGCCCUAACUCUUGACUUGCAAGUGGGAAACUUAUUCUAACACAAUAACAGGGGUGAAGGUGGCUGAGGCCUCCUCUUCCUCGAAACUUUCUUGUUGAUGGAGUAUUUUUGUAACCCCAGCCCAGCGGAUUAAAAAAAAUUAAUGGACUACAGUUUUGAAAUAGGAAUAAUUUAUUUUCCCCCAAAUAGUGAUAAAUAUUAUAGAAACGUUAUGUGGUAAUUUAAAAGAAUUAUGUUUGAAAAGCACAUCCUGUCAUAAGUCCACACUAGAGUUGUUUAGCACUACUAAGGCAUUGCUUGUCCACAAUCAGCUGGAAGCAGAAAUACAACAGAGGUUCCACUUGGCACUUAAUACAGCUUAUUAUCUUGGAAUGCUCUUCCCCAUGGCUAAGAGCCUUCUAUAAUCUUUAUCCACAAUUAAAACUGUUCAACAACGGUGCUCUGCAGUGUUAAUUAAAAGAGUGCAAUCUUAAACAUCUUUAGACAACAAGUUCUACAACUCUCAGAGUGCCUGGCCAGUAAAGCUGG
Molecule: messenger RNA, 2493 nt
Organism: Elgaria multicarinata webbii
Lineage: Eukaryota; Metazoa; Chordata; Lepidosauria; Squamata; Anguidae
Gene: FLVCR2
Product: FLVCR choline and putative heme transporter 2
Exons: 10
Coding region: 102-1574 (490 amino acids)
Biological process (GO): heme export; transmembrane transport
Cellular component (GO): membrane
Molecular function (GO): heme binding; heme transmembrane transporter activity
Source: RefSeq, a predicted model, not a curated record